UUCAGUAAGAAGGGGAAUCUGUAAGCUUGGAGAUAUAAAGAAAUAAUUCAGAGAUAACCAUGUUGCUGGGGUUAGAUCUUACAAAAGAGUGGCCACAAUUAACUCUGCGAGCAGCAGCCUGGGUCCUGCCGGACCCAAAUCUUUCAGCACGCACGUUUCGGUAGCGGAGGCAGAGGCCGAUCUGGAUGCAGGGCUGCAGCGGAGCGAGCUCGCCCACGGGCUGUCACCCCGGCUCCGGCCGGAGCAGCUCAGCUUGCGGCCGCUUCUGCUCGAGGCGCGUCCACCCGCCUACAGCUUCUCCAGUGCGACAUAUAUAUAUAUAUAUUUUCAUACGUACAUAUAUAUAUGUAUAUAGAGGGGUUUCUGAAACACGCCCCGCUUGGGGCGACCGCGGAGGAGAAGCCGCCGCCUGAGGCUGCAGCGGAGACGGGCUCUGGCGAAGGGGCGCUCCCCCCACCUGCCGCUCAGAGGGAAGGAGGGAGCGGGGGCGGAGCGGCUCCCACCCCGUCCCCCGCCGCCGUCGGAGCAAAGCAGCCGCGGGUGGGAGCGGGCGGUGGGCGAGGGUGGGCGGGCAGCGGCCGCCACCGCCGCCCCUCUCCCCGCGGGAUGGGGGCGAUGGCUCCGCGCCCACCCCCCGGGCGCCCGGGGAACGCCGUAGGCGAGCCCGGCUGCUCCGGGGCAAGUUGAAGGCUGGGCCCCGCGGCGGGCCGCUCUGCCGGCUGCGAGGGGGCGGGAGGCGCGGGGUGCCCGAGGAGGAGCCCGAGCACCAGCCGAGCACUCCGGGCAGCGGGGAGAGCCGGCGAGCGGGCGGAGGGGCUUCAUGGGCAGCUCACGCCAACAUGGUCCUCGCCCUCAACGGCAGUCACCUCUACGGUAACCUCCGGCUCUUGGUCCUGGAGGACCCGCGGGCGCUGAGCGGCGGUAGGAUGAUCGCCGGUUCCUGGCCCCCGCGCAGCCUGGCGAAGCUCGGCCCGUCGCCCCCCCCGUCGGCGCUGCCCACGACGAGCCCCCUCCCCGGCAACGACUCCCAGUGCGGGGAGCAGAUACUCAGCUACGGCAACGUGGAGAAAGUUGUCAUCGGGGCCGUCCUCUCCCUCAUCACCCUGCUGACCAUCGCCGGCAACUGCCUGGUGGUCAUCUCCGUCUGCUUCGUGAAGAAGCUGCGGCAGCCCUCCAACUAUCUCAUCGUCUCGCUGGCCCUGGCCGAUCUCUCGGUGGCCCUGGCCGUCAUGCCCUUCGUCAGCGUGACCGACCUCAUCGGCGGCGAGUGGAUCUUCGGGCGCCUCUUUUGCAACGUCUUCAUCGCCAUGGAUGUCAUGUGCUGCACGGCCUCCAUCAUGACUCUCUGUGUGAUAAGUAUCGACAGGUACCUGGGAAUAACGAGACCUCUUACGUAUCCUGUAAGGCAGAAUGGGAAGCGUAUGGCCAAAAUGAUCCUGUGUGUAUGGCUCUUAUCUGCCUCUAUCACUAUACCCCCGCUCUUCGGUUGGGCCCAAAACGUAAAUGAUGAAAAGGUUUGUUUGAUCAGUCAAGACUUUGGCUACACCAUUUACUCCACAGCAGUUGCAUUUUAUAUUCCAAUGUCAGUGAUGCUUUUCAUGUACUAUCAGAUUUACAAAGCUGCUAAGAGGAGUGCUGCUAAACACAAGUUUGCUGGUUUUCCCCAGCCGGAAGAAAUGGAAGGGAUUUCUAUGAAUGGAGUUGUAAAACUGCACAAGGAAUCUGAAGAAUGUACUAAUUUUUCACGACUCCUAAAGCACGACAAGAAAAACAUUUCCAUCUUUAAAAGAGAACAGAAAGCUGCCACCACGCUUGGGAUUAUUGUUGGGGCUUUCACUGUCUGCUGGCUGCCCUUCUUCCUCCUCUCAACAGCCAGGCCCUUCAUCUGCGGUACAGCAUGCAGCUGUAUCCCGCUGUGGGUUGAGAGAACAUUUCUAUGGUUGGGUUACGCAAACUCUCUCAUUAACCCUUUUAUAUAUGCCUUCUUCAAUCGGGACCUGAGGACAACUUACCACAACCUACUGCAGUGCAGAUAUAGGAAUAUCAACCGGAAACUGUCAGCUGCAGGGAUGCAUGAGGCUCUGAAGCUUGCAGAAAAGCCAGAAUUUGUUCUGUAAGGUCACUCAUCCUUUACUAUAAUAAUUUAUCGUUUUAUCGCAUUAGCUUUUUCUCCACAGAUCCAAAAGAGGAGUUAUGGGAAGAAGCAGGCUUCUUGAGCAGUGUUAACAUAGUCGUCAAGAAUCUGGAAGGUAGCAAGGUUAAUUCCUGUACAGCCCACCAGUCCUAGUGAGCCUCAAGAAAUAAGACCACCAUCUAAAGAAGCUGGGUGUAAGAGGAAUACCACGAAGGGGGGGCGGUAAAUGGUAGUGCAGGAUGUUUGAGUUCCUAGUGAGGAAAGAGCAUAGUUGGCCUAACCCAUUUGUUUGGCCCUUGGCCCCAAGCAACUUUUAGUAGGUCUGAAUGUUGGAUGCGUCUUGUAUCCUGGAGAUCGUUUGCUAUAAUAAAGACCUGAGAAUGGUGAAAACUUGAGUAUAAUUCAUUGCUUUCCACUUUGUUGUUAUAAAAAUAAACCAUUUAAGAAGAAGCUGGAUGAGACAACUUAUAUUGCUUAGAAACACUCUUUAUUAUUAAAAAACCCCCAUAUGUCCAUUAAACAUUAAUUUACUGAUUGCCUGGAAAUAAACUACUUUGUGAAAUUACUGUUGCUUUUGCACAGCAACUAUGGCACUGAAAGAAUAUGUUACGAUUCCAAUGUGAAUAUAAGAGUUUGUGUAAAGUCACAUGGACCAACAUCUACUGCCGCAUACAGUCAUGCAGCACAAUUGGCUGCAGUGCUGCUAUGCCAGUUACAGUAGGUAAAGGUCUUAGCCUACAUUGCUAACGUAACAAACGUGUCUGAUUACAGUUUAUUUCAGGUCUGAUCUUUGUCCAUCUUUUCUUUCUUUGAGUCUCUCGUCUUUAUCAGUUGAGCCCUUCUCUAAUCUAGAUGGAAACCCUGUCUAUGCUCAAGUCUUAGUUUCUGUUGAUGUUUGCCUAGUCCUUGUUCCACUUCAAGAGUUAAUUGUCUAUUUGAAAGCGUUUCUAGCUUCGUGGGAUUUCUUUCCUUUCUGAACUCAGUGAGGGAAAAAAAAAAUCUGAGGACUCGAUAACAUUCAGAGACAUCUGGACUUUAUCCUUACAAACUGAUGUUGGUCAUCACUUCUGCUUAAAAUGAUGUAAAGCCUUGCCUUCUGUAAGAAUCAAGAUCAUUUACUGUCUCCAGUUCUAGUUGUUUCCCUCUGCCACUGCAGCUCAUCCAAGUAUGUGAUUGUGCUUUCCCUGGCUUUGGUAACA
This is a messenger RNA of Grus americana (Whooping crane), 3333 nucleotides long. RefSeq names its product 5-hydroxytryptamine receptor 7 (gene HTR7). Gene Ontology annotation, molecular function: neurotransmitter receptor activity; G protein-coupled serotonin receptor activity. The transcript is spliced from 2 exons. The record is from RefSeq and is a predicted model, not a curated record. NCBI's taxonomy places the organism in Eukaryota, Metazoa, Chordata, Aves, Gruiformes, Gruidae. Gene Ontology annotation, biological process: circadian rhythm; vasoconstriction; chemical synaptic transmission. The coding region runs from base 840 to 2117 and encodes 425 amino acids. Gene Ontology annotation, cellular component: dendrite; plasma membrane.